Messenger RNA from Rhineura floridana, 4613 nucleotides. It is a transcript of the gene MMP2, whose product is annotated as matrix metallopeptidase 2. The transcript has 13 exons. Gene Ontology annotation, cellular component: extracellular matrix. Lineage: Eukaryota; Metazoa; Chordata; Lepidosauria; Squamata; Rhineuridae. Gene Ontology annotation, biological process: proteolysis; collagen catabolic process; tissue remodeling. The record is from RefSeq and is a predicted model, not a curated record. The coding region runs from base 196 to 2223 and encodes 675 amino acids. Gene Ontology annotation, molecular function: metalloendopeptidase activity; zinc ion binding.
CUCUUGCGGUGAUUUGGAGACUGCGCAUCUGGAUUUCUUGUACAAAGGAAUUGCUGGAGUAUGCAAAAAGGAAAGAGUGCCCUGAGGAAAGCUGAGAUAUAUUGAUAAGCCACUGAUGGGACUUUACAACUCAAGUCACUAGGCAAACCUCUUGACAAAGAAGGGGCUUAGGGAAACAAUACAAACUGAAGCAAAAUGAAGAUACCUAUUCCCUUCAGCUUUGCUGGUUGCAUUUUUAAAAUACUCUGGAUCCACCUCUCCAUUUUUCACCCAACCUCAGCUCCGCCACCACCGACCUUAAGGCUUCCAGAAGACACACCAGGCAGAGAACUGAUCCCAUCACCCAUCAUUAAGUUUCCAGGGGACAUUUCUCCCAAAACAGACAAAGAACUGGCAUUGCAAUACCUCAAUAAGUAUUACGGAUGCCCCAAAGACAACUGCAAUCUCUUUGUGCUGAAAGACACUUUGAAGAAAAUGCAGAAAUUCUUUGGGCUUACUCAAACUGGAGAGCUGGACCAAAACACCAUAGAAACGAUGAAGAAGCCCCGUUGCGGUAAUCCGGAUGUGGCCAAUUAUAAUUUCUUCCCGAGAAAACCAAAAUGGGAGAAAAAUCUUGUCACAUACAGGAUUUUAGGCUACACCCCAGAUCUGGACUCUGAAACGAUCGAUGAUGCUUUUGCCCGUGCCUUUAAAGUCUGGAGUGAUGUCACACCGCUGGAUUUUUCCCGAAUUCAUGAUGGCGAAGCAGAUAUCAUGAUCAAUUUUGGACGAUGGGAGCAUGGUGAUGGGUAUCCAUUUGAUGGCAAGGAUGGUCUCUUGGCUCAUGCCUUUGCCCCUGGGCCUGGAGUUGGAGGUGACUCUCAUUUUGAUGAUGAUGAGCUUUGGACUUUGGGUGAAGGACAAGUUGUUAGAGUGAAAUAUGGCAAUGCGGAUGGAGAAUUCUGCAAAUUUCCAUUCCUGUUCAGUGACAAAGAAUACAACAGCUGCACUGAUGCAGGGAGGAGUGAUGGAUUCCUUUGGUGUUCAACAACCUACAACUUUGAUACAGAUGGCAAAUACGGAUUCUGCCCUCAUGAAUCACUUUUCACUAUGGGUGGAAACUCUGAAGGGCAGCCAUGCAAGUUCCCCUUCAAAUUUCAAGGCAGCACCUAUGACAGCUGUACCACAGAAGGAAGACAAGACGGAUACAGAUGGUGUGGAACCACUGAAGAUUAUGACCGAGAUAAGAAAUUUGGAUUUUGUCCAGAGACAGCAAUGUCAACAGUUGGUGGAAACUCUGAAGGAGCACCCUGUGUUUUUCCUUUCAUAUUCCUUGGGAAUAAGUAUGAUUCCUGUACCAGUUCUGGGCGUCAGGAUGGGAAGAUGUGGUGCUCCUCAACUAGCAACUAUGAUGAAGACCGCAAGUGGGGAUUUUGUCCAGACCAAGGAUACAGCCUUUUCUUGGUUGCUGCUCAUGAAUUUGGUCAUGCCAUGGGAUUAGAGCAUUCUGAAGAUCCUGGCGCACUCAUGGCCCCCAUCUAUACCUACACCAAGCACUUUCGGCUUUCCCAGGAUGACGUCAAAGGAAUCCAGGAACUUUAUGGGGGUUGGACUGAUGUUGGGCCAGGCCCUAGUCCAACACUUGGGCCGGUCACCCCUGAACUAUGUGGCCAAGACAUUGUGUUUGAUGCUGUCGCUCAACUCAGAGGAGAGAUCUUCUUUUUCAAAGACCGAUUCAUCUGGAGGACAGCAAACCAACGAGACAGGCUAACUGGUCCUUUGCUGGUUGCUACAUUCUGGCCAGAGGUGCCAGAAAAAAUUGACGCUGUCUACGAGGCUCCUCAAGAAGAGAAGGCAGUCUUUUUUUCAGGAAAUGAAUACUGGGUUUAUUCAGCUAGCACUUUGGAAAGAGGUUAUCCAAAGAGACUCACCAGUCUGGGGUUACCUCCUGAUGUGCAAAGUGUCAAUGCAGCUUUUAACUGGAGCAAAAACAAAAAGACCUACAUUUUUGCAGGGGACAAAUUUUGGAGGUACAAUGAAGUAAAGAAGAAAAUGGACCCUGGCUUCCCUAAGUUAAUUGCAGAUGCUUGGAAUGGAGUUCCAGACAACUUAGAUGCUGUGCUGGAUGUGAGCGGAAGUGGGCACAGCUACUUCUUCAAGGACUGGUACUAUCUCAAAAUGGAAGAUCAGAGUCUAAAGAUUGUUAAAGUUGGCAAUGUGAAAUCAGACUGGCUGGGUUGCUAAGUGAUGUAACAUCUUAAUAAUGUCAACAACAGCAACAAAAUCUACAUUUUAUAUUGUUUUGUAAAAGUCCUAUGUCUUACUUGCAAUUAGAGAUAGAUCUGUAUGCUAAUUCAUGGGCCAGUCUGGUACUGGUACCAAGUCACUAAGUACCACUACUUGACACAACUGUUUUUAUUAAAUCAUUUGGUUAAGCACACUUACUUGGAAGCAAGUUCCAUAAAAUGUAUGGAAUUUCCUUUUAAGUAGUUACAUUAAGGUCCCAUCUGUACUAUAUAUUUAAAGCAGUAUUAUACCACUUUAAACAGUCAUGGCUUCCCCCAAAGAAUCCUGUUGUUUGUUAAGGGUUCUCAGAGUUGUUAGGAGGUCCCUAUCCCCCUCAUAGAACUGCCAUUCCCAGAGUGGUUUAACACCCAAUUUAUCUGGGAAUUGUCUCUCUAUGAGGAAAAGAGGAGUGCCUAACUACUCUCAGCACCCUUGAAAAACUACAGUUCCCAGGAUUCUUUGCUGGUAGCCAUGGCUGUUUAAAGUUGUAUGAUGUUGCUUUAAUGUAUAGUGCAGAUGGGGCCUCAGAACUGGGGCACAGUAGGACGUUACUUCUUUUCAUUCAUUAAUUUAAGAAUUUUAGAACUUUUUGGCAGGCAACAAGAGAUGUUUACUUAUGUAGCCUGACACUUGCUACAUUUUUUUUUUUUUUUAGUUUUCCGCAUUUGCAGAUUGGUAGUAGUGACAGAACAGCAAUCUCUGCUUUCCUGGUUAUGAAGGAAGUCUCAACUGGGCAGAGAUCAGAUAUUUGAGCUUACCUAUAUAUAAAUAAAUUACAAAAUCCACCCUAUUUAGAGAGAGCUAGCAUGGUAAAGAGAAAGCUAGGGCCAAACAUUCUCUCUGGCAUGCCAGAUUUCCAUAUGUAGGGAGAUUUAUUUAUGUAUAUGGGAGAACAUUCAAAUACUCUCCCCACAUCUGUAGCUUGAAGUGAUACAGUCUAGCAACAGAUACUUCACACAUGACUGUUGAUGAUGUAACUUGGUUCUGACUGAGCAACUUGAUAUUCCAUGGAUUUCAAUGGGCCUUGGGAAGGCCACAGUGAUGUACACUACUCAUUUUGGAGCCCAAAUGUAAUGAUACUUGCUUUCCAAAUCUGAAAGCUACAUUUAAAAAAAAAAAGUUUCAAAAUCCAAGUCACCCUGCCCAGUCCUCAGAGUGCCUGAAAUUGAUGCUUGUCAUUUGAAAUGUUAUUAGUGCACAUGUAUCCAUCCAGAGGUACUCUCAAAACUACAACUCAGAUUUCACAAUUAAACAUUUAGAUUUGACAUGUGUACCUUCUUUUCUUACUAUUAUUUUUUAAAAAGCAUGCUUCCACAAGUUAGCCAAAAAGGAAACAUAGGGUUGCAUCUCAUGAAGUCCUACUCAGAGCAGACCCAUUAAACUUAAUGGGUCUAAGUUCGUUGUGCCCAUUAAUUUCAAUGGGCCUUCUCUGAGUGGGACUAAUGUUGGAUCCAAUCCAUUACUCUCUAACUAUGAAUGGCUCCAUCCUGGUCAUUUCUGGAUAGUUUUCUUUAUUCACAUUUCUUUAUGCACCGAUAGAGAAAGAUUGACAACAGAGGCACAGGUUGCUUGGGAAUUUCAUGGAACGUGAUGGGAUCCAAGGGGAGAAUUUUGUAUGAGAUGUAUUGUUUUAAAGUACUUUUUUAUUUGAAUGCCUUUACCCUAAAUUAGCAAUCUGCUUCAUACACUUUGUAAUCUACCACAAUCUUUUUUCUUCUUUUGUUUUUAAAAUAUGGGCAGGAAGACUCAGAUGUUUGAGGUCAUUGUGUUAUAUAGAAAUGCCACGUUUGGACAUUUUAACUUUGUUUCACUGUUCAGCCCUUUAGUAUAUCAAGGAGGUUUCUUUUUGCUCUGUGCCCAUCUCUUCUCUCUCCCUUACUUCCUCUCUUCUUUUUCUAGAUUUAAAGCAUCAGGCAAUGCAAAGUGUUCACAGUAAAACCUAAUGGAACAUUUAUGUUCAUACAGAAAAAAAAAUUUUAAUGGGAAAGUAAAAAUGCAUACAUGAAAUGUCAGUGGUAUAAAUAAAUAAAAUGAAAUAACAGUCCCAGCUGGUUUGCAUGUGGUCAAUUUCUGAAAUGAUUUGUGUGUCCAGGGAAAAUUGGGAUAGCAUGUUACUAGUUGCCCUUGAGGCAAUAAAACUGUGUUGUGCUGUACCAUGUAGGCAUAGGGGAGAAGUUCAAUGCAGUUUGCAUUUAAAGCAAAAUCUAUCAAAUUCACACUUUCUGAAGCAAUAUAACAACUAUAACAACAACUUUUGAAAUUCGCACUGGUCCAAACUUUGUGACGCCAUUCUCCAACCCAGCGUUUACAAAAAUGCAUAUAUUAGGGGGAAACGUGUGUAAAAUUUU